Molecule: messenger RNA, 2270 nt
Organism: Ilyonectria robusta
Lineage: Eukaryota; Fungi; Ascomycota; Sordariomycetes; Hypocreales; Nectriaceae
Exons: 1
Coding region: 352-1842 (496 amino acids)
Source: RefSeq, a predicted model, not a curated record
CUCGCAUUUCCGGUAUAUACGGUUCAUGAUUACUAAGAAUGGUCCAGAAUUGCACAUGAGGCCCUGAAAACGUCCCACCCACUUGAUCUCGACCGACUCGAUGAGAGACCAGCCCAGAUAUCGCCCAACGGAAGCAUUGCCACACGCAGCCAUCGGUCAGCGAGCUCAGAUUCGGGAACACUUAUAGCAGUUGAUCGUCUAGCUACGAGGCCUCAAUUCGAGAAGAUUCACUACGAUUAUCUCGUCGCAGACGGCGGUCGCCCUCUGUAUCCGAUCGAACUCGCCGACCAUGUUGCGGAGAACUUGGACGAAUAUCGUGAGAUACUGGAACCUUGGAACCAACACAAUUGGAUGCCGGGGUGUUAUCACCGUGUCAUUAAUCAGCAGUAUGAUCACUGGCAGCAGUUCCGCGAUUGGCAAAAACACGAGCGAGGGGUUGAACAGAGCUACGCUGAUUACGUCAAUAUGCGCGACUUUAUACGAAAGCUGGGUUUCCAUGAGCGCAGCUAUGCCAAGUGGACCGCUAAACUGGCAGCCGACCCAUCACAUCUCAAACCGGAGUGGGAGAAGUCAAGGAUCGCCCUAUCGAGGCUUGUUCCACUUGGGGAACAUACCGACCCCGAUCGCUUCCUCGCACACACGAAAAAGGUAGAGCAGCACUUGAAACGGUUUGGCUUCACCCGACCAUUCCAGUUACAUAGCGACCCAGAGAAGCAAGACAAAUGGGCUACGUGGAUUGAAUAUUUGGGCUUUGCAUGCAUGCAGGCCGGCGGGUCCGCAACUACCAUGAAUCGACUGGAGGUCGAGAUCGAGGAGAUCUCGCAGGGAAUAGUACAGGCAAAGGACGAAUAUGCCACAAUCCAAGGUCGAGAUAGGGCCAGAUCUAGGCUUCAUGACCUCAGGAUUAAUCUCGAAAUGGAGGAGAAGAAUAGUGUCUACACGAAUGGGAUCUUGCAAUGGAUUAUGAAGCAAGUUCCUUUGGUUGAGGCGGAGAUGGCGCAGACCGAGAUGGCGCAGACCGCAGCAGCAAACACUCAAGCGACCACGUCCAAGAAGCGGCUCACACCUGACGCAGCCGAAGGAGACGAGGAGGCCGAGGGGGCUGAUGGAGGUCGCAAAAGGCGGACGCUUGAUCAUGUUGGAUCAAGCCCGACGUCAAGCAACGUGGCAAGCGCACUGGAAGAAGCCGAGCCUCCGCAAGACGAUGAUCGCGACAAUGCCCACGACGAUGCCCGCGACGAUGAUCACGAGGAUGAUCACGACGAUGCCCACAACGAUGCCCACAACGAUGACCACGACGAUCAUGUUCUGCAGCGGACGGCCUCUGGAGUCGAACCCGAGUCUCCACGAUCGGCGACCGCACCGAGCCCAGCAAAUCGAGAGGCCGCCAAGGCCAAGCCCCGAGGCGGUCGCCCUGUAGGCAAGGUGGUGGAGGGAAAGGUCUCCAAGACCAUAGCCCAAGGUCCUCGUAAGCCGGCGGGCCGAGAUACCCACAAUCUUCGACGCAGCCAGCGCAUUGUGGAACAAGCCGCCAAGGCGGCCGCGAUUGAAAGAGCCCUGGCGGCCGAGCUCGAGGCAGAUGAAGAGGAGGAGGCCAAUGAGCCUAAGGCGAAGAGCAAGCCCCAGACGAAGAGCAAGCCCCAGACGAAGAGCAAGCCCCAGGUGAACAAGCCCAAGGCGAGAAAGCCCCAGGUGAACAAGCCUAAGGCAAGCCAGUCCAAGGUGAGCAAGCCAAAGGCAAGCCAGUCCAAGAUGAGCAAGCCUAAGGCAAGCAAGCCCCAGGUGAGCAAGCCCACGGGGCAGCCGCCCGUCCCAAAGAGGGAACUUCGACCACGGAAGUGAGUGAGUGCGACAUGGGUGCGGUGGGAUUUGCUGCAAAGGCCAAGCAAAUGACUGGGUCGCGAAAAUUUGCAAGGACGGUGUUGUUCAACACACCACGCGGGUGAUGAAGUUUCAAGGGGGUGCUGUUCAACGUAGCACAAGGAUGAUGGAUUUUCAAGGACGGCGGUGUUCAGCGUAGCACACGGGUGAUGAAGUUGCAAGGACAGUGCUGUUCAACACAGCACACUGGUGAUGGCUCCUCUCGCUGAUGGGUUCAAUGGCUUGGGAGUUCAGAUGGGUCUGGCGUUUACUGUUUUAUUCGUAUGCUUUUAGGUUAUCUUCAUUGUAGUCUCGCUUCCGUGUUCGUUUCUCCGUCGUCUGCUGUUCCAGUCAGUCCCGAUCGUCCCCAUCAGUCGCCGAGCCAUUCUCUUCCGACGGGAGCGCAUCCG